ACAACAGAGUCAAGUGCUCAUGUUUACCUGGUUUCCUUGGUGAUGGCUAUCACUUUUGCCAUAACCCUUGUGAAAUUGACAAUGGAGGUUGCCAUGGUGAUGCAGAUUGUGUAGUUCAGGACGGACACGUCGUGUGUGCUUGCCCAGUUACAAAAACCUGUUUUGACCUUUGCACUUAUAACAAUGGUGGCUGCCAUUCCAAUGCUGAGUGCAUGGAUAAAAGUGGAAGCGUAACUUGCUCUUGUUUACCUGGUUACCAUGGUGAUGGAUAUACAUGCAACACCCCCUGUGAGAUACUAAAUGGAGGAUGUCAUGUUAUGGCUACAUGCAGUUACAGCAAUAGCUCUGUUAACUGCAGUUGCAUUAGUAAUUACAUUGGAGAUGGCUAUAACUGUAAGUCAGUAUGCGAUAUUAAGAAUGGUGGUUGCCAUGCAGAUGCUAGUUGCCAGGCAACACCAGAUGGAGUCAAAUGCACUUGCUAUCCUGGGUACCGUGGAGAUGGAUAUAAGUGUAUGUCUCCUUGUGUGGUGUUUAAUGGUGGUUGUCAUAAAUAUGCCAAGUGCAGCAUAACAAAUGACUUCGUGUCAUGUGUUUGUUUACCUGGUUACUAUGGAAGUGGCUACAACUGUUACUCGCCAUGUGAAAUCAACAAUCACACUUGCCUACCUGAAGCAAAAUGUAGUUUUGAUCAGCAGAAACAAAGCUACAGGUGUAAAUGCCCAACAAAUCUGACUGGAGAUGGAGUAACCUACUGUGUGGAAGAUAAAUGUUUGCAACAGAAUGGGGGUUGCCCACCUGGGGCAUCUUGUUCAGUGGCAUUGAGUAUAGAUGGAGCCUUGACAACUGGACAUGUGCAGUGUACUUGUAAAGAUGACUUUGUUGGAAAUGGCACUAUCUGCAAUGGGGAUAUCCUGGACACAUUAAACAGACUGAAGGAGACACAGGCAUUUUACAAGGUCCUAUUAACUGCAUCAAGUACAUCACAAGAAUUACAGGAAAUGGUGAACUCCCUAAAAAAUGGAGUGGGUAAUACAACAGUAUUUGUACCUUAUCGCAUAUCAGAGGGAAACUUUAGCCAAAAGGCUCUGUCUACUGCUGCAAUAAGAAACCACUUUGUGACUGGAGCAGUGAAUUUGGAUGCUGACCAAUUUAACAAUACAACCCUAGUGUCUCUGAUCGGCCAGCAGCUGAAAGUACAGUUUAAGAAACAGGGUUUCUAUGUAGAUGGUAUUAGGGUGGUUGAGGCAAAUAUACCAGCAACCAAUGGGAUUAUACACAUAAUAAAACAACCACUAGAGCUGGCACAUAUUUCAACUCAAAAGGUUCCUGGAGGAGAGCUUCCUACUGCAGGAUCAAGUACCACACUGAUAGCAGAAUUAAUUGGAAUUAUUGUGGCAAGCAUACUAGUACUGGCAGUACUUGUUUUGGUGUACAAAUUCUGGUGGAAGAAAAGUGGAAAGGUGGACAUCUUAAUGAGAUUCAGAAAGGAAGGCGGUCUUUUCUUCGAGAGAUUUACCCACCUCAGCGAAGAGGAACCUCAGACUUCCAGCAGCCAUGUUGGUGAAAACUUUGAUAACCCACUUUAUGAUGCAGAGACACAGCAAAUGGUGCUGCAGUAAAAACUUUCUCAAAAUAGAAAGUGAAUGUUGCAUCAAAAUAUGUGAAAAUGACUCACAAAUGUGAAAGAUAUCAUGAAGAUACUUAUCUGUUUGUUAAUUGUUUUGAAUUGUAGUUGGAGAAGUUUCGGCAUUUAUUUACAAACCAUGUUGACAAGAUUUUUGCACAGACAAAUGAAUCGCUGUACUUAUAAGACAGUAUACACGUCAUCUUCUCUCAACUUUGUA
Molecule: messenger RNA, 1844 nt
Organism: Lingula anatina
Lineage: Eukaryota; Metazoa; Brachiopoda; Lingulata; Lingulida; Lingulidae
Product: stabilin-2-like
Molecular function (GO): calcium ion binding
Source: RefSeq, a predicted model, not a curated record